This is a messenger RNA of Drosophila bipectinata, 908 nucleotides long. RefSeq names its product zinc finger protein 59. The record is from RefSeq and is a predicted model, not a curated record. NCBI's taxonomy places the organism in Eukaryota, Metazoa, Arthropoda, Insecta, Diptera, Drosophilidae.
UACGGGAGAUAGCUCAUGGACACCAGGACCGCGAAAACGUGCAUCGUUGUUGGACUUGGCGACCUCGUGUCGCAGCAGGAGUUUCGCUGCCAGUGGUGCGACAAAAAGGUCUACAAGAGUCGCCACUACUAUGAAAGCCACCUGAAGCUCAUUCAUAAAGUUCCAGUUCCAGAUUACAGAUUGUUCAAUUGUUUUCACUGUCCAUUCACUAAUUGUCGGUACCACCAGCAUGACUCGGGGUAUUUUUUACGUCAGAUUAGCCAUCUUCGUCGUCACUGGCGGGAUCAACAUAAGGAUGCAACUUUUUGGUGCAAGUUUUGCCGAAAAGCGUUUAUUUCUGAACCCGCACGUUCAUCCCACGUGUGUAUCUCAUCCAAGCAUCCCACUGUUACUGAUCCAAAAACACCGACUAAUAAGCAGUCACACGAGUCUACCGAUGAAUGCGUAGUUGCAGCAAGUGAAGAUUUGGGCAAAUAUGUGUGUUCUGUCUGCGGAAAAGGAUACCUUUAUAUGCGUAGUCUCCGUCAUCACAAGCUUCGCAACAACCAUGGAGUGGACCAGUUGGAAUUGAAGCAGAACUCUAACAAGUUAACGCUGCGUCCCAAAAACCAAUGUGCUAAGUGUAAAAGGAAAUUUGUUCAUACUCACAAGUGCCAGGAGCACUUGUGCCCGCUAUGUGGAAGAAUCUGUUUCUCCAAGUCGGCGUUAGAAACCCAUAUGAAAAGUUCUAAUCAUUUAAUUCUUGAAAUCAUCAGGAAUCAAUCAACUAUAUCGUUUUUGGAGGAUAUGGAACAACUGCUACGUAACAUAGAAAAUGGGACAGUAAGAGACUCUUCUGUUCUUACGGAACUGACAAAUCUAAUGCCGGUUAUUCAGCAGCUGCAGGAUUCCGAAAGGGAGUCGUGAUU